UCUCAAAAUAGAAUAAAAAUAAAUCACUCCCUCUCGAGGCGCCGCCACACGGCCGCAGCCAGCGCCGCUCCCCUCCCAGGCGUCGCCGGUCGGCCGCCGGCUCCCCUCUGGCCCUCUCCAUCUCCUCGUCGGUUCGCCCCCACGCUCCGCUGUCCUGUCCCGGUGUCCCUGUGUCCCCUGUCGGCCGUCGCCGAGACGCCGACGCCAGCUAGCCCGCUCCCAUCACGGCGCCGGUCGGCGGCACGGUCCCUCCCCUCGUCGGCUCGCCUCCAACCUGCAGGGCGUCCGCACUCGGCAGCAUUGCUGCGUCCUCAGCGGCGCCAGACGGGCACCGCCGACCUACCUUAACAAGUUAGCAAGGUCUUGUAGCCUCGUGUGGAGGGAGGGAGAAGGGAUAGAAGAGGAGUCCGGUGCAUCUGGAUCCGUGCCGCCAAGCUGACUUUCUCCGCUCCAUGCAUCCUCCUCCACCUCCUCCCCGCGACCCCGGUGGUGCUAUAUCACGCGGUCGUCGCGAGGUGGUGCGCCCCAUCCCUCCUUCGUAGCAGCUUCAGCAGGAGGAGGAAGAUGGCGGCAAAGAAGAAUGCCGGGGUGCUCGCACUCUUCGACGUCGACGGCACCCUCACCGCCCCCCGCAAGGAGGUGACGCCGGAGUUGCUCGAGUUUAUGAAGCGCCUGCGUGAGAAUGUGACCGUCGGCGUGGUGGGGGGAUCCGAUCUGGUCAAGAUCUCCGAGCAGCUUGCCAAAUCAGUUAUCACCGACUAUGACUACGUCUUCUCCGAGAACGGCCUGGUCGCGCACAAGGACGGCAAGCUCAUCGGGACACAAAGCUUGAAAACGCAUCUUGGAGAUGACCAGCUUAAGGAAUUCAUUAACUUCACCCUUCAUUACAUUGCGGAUUUGGAUAUCCCAAUUAAAAGAGGCACAUUCAUAGAAUUCAGGAGUGGAAUGAUCAAUGUGUCGCCUAUAGGGAGGAACUGUAGUCAAGAAGAACGUGAUGAUUUUGAGAAGUAUGAUAAGGUACAUAACGUUCGGCCUAAAAUGGUGUCAGUGCUUCGUGAAAAGUUUGCACACCUGAACCUGACUUUUUCUAUUGGAGGGCAGAUCAGUUUUGAUGUAUUCCCACAUGGCUGGGACAAAACCUACUGCUUGAGAUAUCUCGACGAAUUCAAAGAAAUUCAUUUCUUUGGGGACAAAACCUACAAGGGUGGCAAUGAUCAUGAGAUAUUUGAAUCUGACAGAACAGUUGGUCAUACAGUUACCAGCCCCGACGACACGGUGCAGCACUGCAGAUCUAUCUUCCUGUCAAAGUGAUCGCCAGACUAUCGUCCAAAUUAAAUUUGUGUUCUCCACACCCCCUCUCACUGUUUUGGAAUAAUUCCUCAGUAGAUAGAUCUCGCUUUGAACUCGUACAUUUUUUGCAUCCCUCCCCGUUGGGAGCAAUUUGUCGUCAUUGUUGUUGUAAACAGAACUGUGUAUUAUACAUUCACAAACAGCGGAUUUUGUAUG
Messenger RNA from Triticum aestivum (bread wheat), 1506 nucleotides. Its product is annotated as phosphomannomutase-like. The coding region runs from base 565 to 1311 and encodes 248 amino acids. The record is from RefSeq and is a predicted model, not a curated record. Gene Ontology annotation, molecular function: phosphomannomutase activity. Gene Ontology annotation, cellular component: cytosol. The transcript has 11 exons. NCBI's taxonomy places the organism in Eukaryota, Viridiplantae, Streptophyta, Magnoliopsida, Poales, Poaceae. Gene Ontology annotation, biological process: GDP-mannose biosynthetic process; mannose metabolic process; protein N-linked glycosylation.